AUUAGUAUUUUUCCUUCAUAACUUCAAUUCCCAUUAGUUUUCUUCAAAUUGGCUAUCGAAAUCUCGGUGGAACGCUUUUUUGCCGCCUUUCUUCUCUACAACAACGAACAACUAAUUACCUCGACGUGUAUUCAUGUGCUAAGUUUUGUUGUAAUAUUUUUAAUUAUUUUUUCAUUCAUUACCGAUAAAGUACAGUACUGGCACCAGUCACACCACCCCAGAACGUUACAUUAUCACGUCUUGGUAAACGCUAGUCAUUUGUGUAUCAACAUCAUUCUUAAACGCUCAGCUGGUGUUUUUGAAUGAAAGUUUUUUCUGUGUAGUAAAACACAGCUAGUUAUAAAGUAAUUUGAUGCUACAAAGUAUACUUGUUUAAAUUUUUUACUUCAAAAGAUAUACAAAAAUGUCUUCGUGGCAAGAUUAUGUUGACAAACAUUUAAUAGCUUCCAGAUGUGUUACUAAGGCUGCUAUCUCUGGUCAUGAUGGUACUGUUUGGGCAAAAUCUGAAGGAUUUGAUGUCAAUAAAGAAGAACUUAGUCGACUGAUUGCUGGUUUCGAAAACCAGGGUGUUUUAGCUGCUUCUGGUGUAACGUUAGCUGGCAGUAGAUAUAUUUAUUUAUCUGGUACUGAUAAAGUUAUUAGGGCAAAGUUGGGUAAAGUAGGUGCUCAUUGUGUAAAAACUCAACAAGCUGUAGUUGUUUCACUUUAUGAAGAUCCAAUUCAACCACAACAAGCUGCAUCAGUUGUUGAAAAGCUUGGUGACCAUUUGGUUGCUCAUGGAUAUUAGUGGACAUGCUAAAAUUAUGUUGCAUAAUUCAUAAUGUUUCAUAAUGUAUUUUGAAAAAUAAUAUCUUAAAUUUCAAAAUUCAAAAGUUAUGAAAAAUAACUUUAAAAAAUGAUAUGGCAUUUAUUUCAUUAUAUUAUAAUCAAAUCUUCAUUAAAUCUGAUAAAAUAACGUUCUUGAUUUUUGGGUCAAAAACUAGCAUAUAUAUUAUAUUAUAUUUUUUUUUAUUUUUUAUUUAUUUUUUUAUCAAUUUUAAUUAUUUCAUAAUCUCUUAAUGUGUUUGAUUUACUAUUAAGAUAUUUGUAAAGUUGCAUGGGAACUGUAGAUUUUGUUUAAAUUAUUAAAUAAGUUUUAAUUGAUUCUCAGUCUUAAAAUUUCUUAUAUCUAUAUAAAAAAAGUAUACAAAAAUUAUAAUGUUUACUGAAAUGCAUAAUUACUGUUGUAUUGUUUUAUUACAUUAUUUCAAAAAUUGUCAACGACCAUUAGGUUAUAUGUCAACAAUCAAUAGUUAAAUUUAUGUUAUCUUUGUCUAAUUGUUUUUAUUUUAACUAAUAACUUUAUUUUUCUUUAUUAUGUAUAAAUAUUUCUAUUAGAUACUUUUCUUUAUACUUGUUAUGAUUUGCACAAUAUUAUACUGUUCUAUCUAGAAACUUAAUAUAGAUGUUAUUUGUUUAAACCCAUGACUUAAAAUGAAGAUUAAUUGUACCUAACAUUUUAAAAUAUUUUGUAAUAUGUAUGUUUGAUAUUGAAUUGGCUGUGUGGUGUCUUUAAUUUUAUGUUAAUUUAUUAUUUUUAAAUGUCUACAAGCAAUAUUAAAUGUAUAGCUUUUUAUACCAAUUUACGUUCCCGUGGCAACCAAGUAAAAUAUUUAUAAUUGUAAUAAUAACAAAUUGCAUUGUAUAAUGUCAAAUAUAUUUUUAUUAUUAUUUAUUAUCAUCCAAUAAACAAAAAUUUAUAGAACAUUUUAAA
Daktulosphaira vitifoliae (grape phylloxera) is the source of this 1753-nucleotide messenger RNA. Its product is annotated as profilin-like. Gene Ontology annotation, molecular function: actin monomer binding. NCBI's taxonomy places the organism in Eukaryota, Metazoa, Arthropoda, Insecta, Hemiptera, Phylloxeridae. Gene Ontology annotation, cellular component: cell cortex. The transcript is spliced from 2 exons. The record is from RefSeq and is a predicted model, not a curated record. The coding region runs from base 404 to 787 and encodes 127 amino acids.